AUACUGAAUGCGCAAAUGCAGCCAAACGAAUCAAUAAACAAGAGAUCUGAAGUAUCUCCGCCUUUUAUGUAUAGCCUAACUGUGACUUUUUUUGUCUUAACGUAGUCGUCGUAUUUUUUUCUUUCUUUUUCCUUCUUUCGUCUCUUUUUUUUCUUAGAAAAAAAAUACAAAUGGGUGGACACAGAGUUUAUAUCGGUCGUCUUCCUCGCGACGCCAAUAGAAGAGAUCUUGAAGAUCUCUUUAAAGACUAUGGCAGAAUUCUUGACGUCACAGUUAAAACUGGAUUUGGUUUUGUUGAGUUCCAAGACAAAAUUGACGCUGAAGACGCUGUUCAUGAUGUGCACGACACGAAAUUUAUGGGCCAAAGAAUCAUUGUUGAACUUGCUAUGAGUCGCCGUCGUCCUGAACGUUCUGAAAAUCGAGACACUAACCGUAUCAUCGUCAAGAACAUUCCCUCAAAGACCACUUGGCAGGACCUCAAAGACUUUAUGCGCAAAGCUGGCCGUGUCACAUUUGCUGAUAUCCUCAAGGACCGUGAUGGUGAAGGUGUUGUUGAAUUUGCUCGUCGUGAUGACAUGAAAUAUGCCUUAAGAGAACUCGAUAAUGAAAAGUUGAAUGGCACUCGUGUCACUCUUGAAGAAGCUGGUCGUAGCAGAAGAAGAUCUUCCCGUGACCGACAUCAAGCGUGAAGAUGUUACAAUUGAUGUUCCUUUGAAUGAUGGUGACUAUAUCAAGGACCAGGAAGAUUCCUCUAUGCGCUCUC
Messenger RNA from Gilbertella persicaria, 763 nucleotides. RefSeq lists its product as uncharacterized. The transcript has 7 exons. Bases 171 to 689 code for a protein of 172 amino acids. Gene Ontology annotation, cellular component: ribonucleoprotein complex; nucleus; cytoplasm. NCBI's taxonomy places the organism in Eukaryota, Fungi, Mucoromycota, Mucoromycetes, Mucorales, Choanephoraceae. Gene Ontology annotation, molecular function: mRNA binding. The record is from RefSeq and is a predicted model, not a curated record.